CCCCGACCCCCCCUCGGGCACGGCCGGACCUUGGGGCGGCGCCGAUCCCCGAGCGGACCCUGCCGGACCCGCAGCGGACAGCACCGAACCGGCACCGGACAGCAUCGGACCGGCACCGGACAGCACCGGACCGGCAGCGGGCGGUCCCCAGGCUCGGCCGGACAGCCCCGAGGCUCUGCCGGACACCGCUGACCUCUGACCGGGCAGCCCCGACCUUGGGCAGGCCGGAGCGGACGGUCCCGAGCCGCCGCCGCUCUUUGCCCGCGGCUCCCGGGACCGGGACCGGCUCCGGUGCCGCCAUGGCCGAACCGCUCGCCCCCUCCGGGUUCCAGUUCGCCAUCGACCGCGGCGGACCUUCACGGACGUGUUCGCCCGCUGUCCCGGGGGCCGCGUCCGCGUCCUCAAGCUGCUCUCCGAGGACCCCGCGUACCGGGACGCGCCCACCGAGGGGAUCCGCCGAGUCCUGCAGGAGGAGCUGGGGGUGCCGAUACCCCGGGAUCAGCCCCUGGACGGAUCCGGGAUCCAGUGGAUCCGCAUGGGCACCACGGUGGCCACCAACGCGCUGCUGCAGCGCCGGGGGGAGCGCUCGGCCCUCGCCGUCACCCGCGGCUUCCGGAACCUUCUGCACAUCGGGAACCAGGCCCGGCCACGGCUCUUCGACCUGGAGGUGGCCAUGCCCGAGGUUCUCUAUGAGGAGGUGAUCGAGGUGGACGAGCGGCUGAUCCCGGAGCAGGAGGGAUGUCACCUGCCAGGGAGUGACACCUGGACACGGGUGACAGGCUGUUCCGGGGUGACCCUGCUGGUGCAGAGGCCGCUGGACCUGGAGCGGCUCCGCUCGGACCUGGAGGGGGUCCUGGCCCGGGGGAUCCGGAGCCUGGCGGUGCUGCUGCUGCACAGCUACGCGUGGCCAGGCCAUGAGGAGCAGGUUGGAUCCCUGGCAGCACACCUGGGUUUCUCUCAGGUGUCUCUCUCCUCCGAGGUGGCCGGGAUGGCGCGGGCGGUGCCCCGGGGUCUCACCGCCUGUGUCGACGCCUACCUGAGCCCCGGGGUCCGGCGCUACCUGAGCAGCUUCUGCGGGGGCUUCAAGAACGGGCUCAAGGGGGUCCCGGUGCUGUUCAUGGGGGGGGUCCCGGUGCUGUUCAUGGGGGUCCCAGAGCCCCCCCAGGACCCCCCCUGA
This is a messenger RNA of Poecile atricapillus (Black-capped chickadee), 1177 nucleotides long. Its product is annotated as 5-oxoprolinase-like. The transcript is spliced from 8 exons. Gene Ontology annotation, molecular function: 5-oxoprolinase (ATP-hydrolyzing) activity. The record is from RefSeq and is a predicted model, not a curated record. Gene Ontology annotation, biological process: glutathione metabolic process. Gene Ontology annotation, cellular component: cytosol. NCBI's taxonomy places the organism in Eukaryota, Metazoa, Chordata, Aves, Passeriformes, Paridae. Bases 536 to 1177 code for a protein of 213 amino acids.